Molecule: messenger RNA, 4834 nt
Organism: Geodia barretti
Lineage: Eukaryota; Metazoa; Porifera; Demospongiae; Tetractinellida; Geodiidae
Source: the annotation of a GenBank genome assembly
CAAUAUGUAGUUUCAGUGCAUGAGUGAUUACCAAUGUACCCAUACCGUCGGACGUCCCAAAAUAGGUCGUAGGAAAGUUGUAUAAAAAGGUCCCUUGGCACAAAAAGCUACUGUCGCAAUUUUCAACACCACAGUGCAAGUUUUGCAGUCACUUUGUCAAUUUUAGUAGUUCAGCAAGCGAGCAAUGGCUACGCGGGAUGUUGGAGGAAUAGAGGGAUUGCAAGAGAAGCAGAAUGUACUGCAGCAUGAGAAAUCGCUUGGCUGCCAAGCAGUGAAAGAAAAGAGCGGAACUGAAGAAUUCGGCGAGGAAUCGUUUGCCAGUGCUAUCAGCAGGAACAAGAAGCUGCGACUGGGGUUGCGCUUAGUGAUCGGAUUUGUUCUUUUACUUGCGGUUCUUGGCUGUGUCGCUGGAAGUAAGCUCACUCUCGUGGCGUUGGCGAACAAGCUCAGGCACGUUACAGUCAACCAGACGAAGCAGGAGCUCAAAGACAGGUCUACAGACAUUAGUCGGCUGUACUGGCAGCUGGUCAUUAUUCUGGUCCUCCCCCAUUGUCUGACGUUUGUGCGAUCCGCUGUUGUGGGAGUAAUUGGGAAGACCAGAAAGGCGCACCCUUGGCCUAGGAGGAGUGCUCUGAUUGCGGGAGCAUUAUCAUCGGUGUUGGAAGUGGUUGCAAUGAGUGUCUUUGUCUUCUCCGUCCUCUGCUAUCUCACUCCACUCCUGGCUCUACUGAGCAUGCAGCCAGUCUUUGCUGCUCAAUUUGUACUCGACAUAUACUACACUCCGAGCAGAUGCAGACCGAGAUGGAACCACAGGAAUGGGCAUUAUGAAAACCUGGAUCAUGCUGAACGGAGCCUCUUAGAUAUGAGUGAUGAAUAUAGAACUGGACCUGAACUAGGUGUUCAUAAAUUCAACCAGAGAAUCCGGGACUGCUUUGGUGCCAUUCUCGACAAUAAGAUAGUCAAAAUUGUUGCAUUCUUCCUGCAAGUAGUGGGCACCGGUGCAAUCAUAGCGACUUUGGUUCUCACCCACAAACCGGACCUGGACCACCACAUACCCGUUAUAGCACUCCCCCUCUCUCUGGUGACUCUGGGGGCCCUGUGGAGCCACAGGUUCCAGGAGUUCCUGUUGCAGGCUCCUCAGAGGAAUCAGAGGAAUCCGGAGACAGUUUGUGAGAGGGACGGUGCAGCUGACUCCAGUGCACGCUAUAAAGCAAAUUUCCUCAAUUCGUUCUACCGGAUCGUUCUGUACCCCGUGCUAGCCUACGGAGUCUUCCGCCUCAUCCACUCCAACAAAGAUAUUGAUCCGUGGGCGGCCUCCACGCUUCACCUUUUGGGGACGGGCUCCGACCUCACUCUCUUUGUUGCACACAUUCUGACAAGUUUCUUUGGGUAUGUGUUUGCAUGGACCGCUUGUCUCAUGACCCUCAGGACAAUUGGAUUUGCUCUCCCUCUCCUUCUUUCAACCCCGGUGGCCCUGCUUACUGGGCUGAUUGUGCCAUACUUUGAGGAAUUUUCACGCGAGCAUUUCUCAAAGUUCAACAGUCUCAACUAUGCAGUCAUUGGGCUGUGGUUUGUCGUUUAUCUCGGUCAGGUCCUUGGCAUUGCCUAUUACCUUUGCACCAAAAACAACCUCAUUCUCUCACAGGACAGCGACAUGUUUCUCAAUCCUCACUACGAGAGUGUUUUCCUUGAACAGUACCUCUCUCUCAACAGACAGGUGGACAAGUAUUCCAACAACAUGCAGGUCACAUUCGAUGGGCAUCUCUCUGAACCCGCACCAUAUUCAUUUGCUCCACAAUGUACCGCUGAGAACGUGCGGGAAAUGCGGCAGAUGUUAAAGUCCAUCAACAGGAUGUCUGAGUGGUACGCCGACCAGAGGAAAUUGAAUGGAAAAAGGAAAGAUGAUACGGUCGAAUCGCACAUAUUUUUUGAUGGAGCUGUGAAUGGAGGACAGCUCACCCAGUACGCCAUUCAGCUGCUCUCUCUAGUUAGUGAGUGUCUGCUGGGGGUUGAAAUCAGAAGUGGCACUAGAAAGGAGACUUACUAUGGACAGAGCAUGAGCUGGCAAGUUGGAGAGAGGAAGAUGACAUUCACAGUCCACUUCAAAGACAACCUAAAGGUGAAGGAAAAGAAAAGGUGGAGUCAGGUAAUGUACAUGAACUAGUCUUGAACCAUCGGAUCCCAGAAUCUCAAACAUCAAAGAGGCCGCUGAACAAGGACCACACUUACAUUCUUACGACUGAUGCCGACAUUGAUUUCACUGCCGAAUCUGCCAUGGUUCUCAUGGACUCCCUGGCCUCAAACAAGGAGGUGGGUGCGGUGUGCGCCCGCACACACCCAAAAGGCUCUGGCGUCCUCUACUGGUACCAGAUCUUUGACUAUGCCAUUGGGCACUGGUUUACAAAACCAGCCGAGCACCUUUUGGGGUCAGUCCUCUGUUGCCCGGGGUGUUUCAGCGUGUUUCGAUGCAGGGCCCUGGAGGGUGUUUUGCAAGAGUACUCGUCAGAGGUACAAGGUGCAGCAGAUUUCCUUUACAAAGACAUGGGGGAAGACCGCUGGCUGUGCACACUGCUCAUUCAGAGGGGGUGGCGGUUGGACUACUGUGCCAUCUCAGAGAACCACACUUACUGCCCAGAGUCAUUUGACGAAUUUUACAGGCAGCGACGGCGGUGGGUCCCUUCCACAAUUGCUAAUCUCCUGCUGGUAAUUUCAAAGGCCUGGAACAUCACCAGUACAAACAACUCUGUUUCUAUAGCAUUUGUCCUCUUUCAAGCCAUCAUGGCUUUUUCUACCGCCAUUUCCCCAGCCACUGUCAUCCUCAUAAUUGCCUCUGGAUUACAAGGGGCGUACCAAAUCAGCGACAAUGCUGUGCUUGCAACGAUAAUCAUUCUCGUCCUCUUGAGUGUGAUCUAUGGCUUGGUCUGUCUCUACACUAGCCAGAAGACACAGAUUGACGUCGCAAAAUCCCUCACUUUACUCUUUGCCAUUCUAAUGGCUGUCGUCUUUGUGGGUAUCUUCAAGGAAAUUAUUCUCGAGGUCUUUCCUGUGGACAACCGCCUCGUACUUCUCCAACCUCCCAUAUGUACUAACAAGUCUGCCGACUGCCUAAGGGCACAGAACAACCUUGGGGUUGCUGUAAACAUGUCAUCUCCUUUUAAGGUUUUUCAGCUGCCAACCAGCCCGACAACCUGGUACGUGGCAGUCUUUGCCGUUACCUACACAGCAGCUGCUCUUCUCCAUCUCUGGGAGUUUCCCUUUCUCUUCCACUGUAUUUGGUACAUACUGGGCCUCCCGUCUGGGUACCUCUUGCUGCUCAUCUACUCUGCUGUCAAUCUCGACAGUCAGAGCUGGGGUACUCGUGAGGCUGCCAAGGCAGCAGGAGGAGGAGGGGGAGGUUUCAAAAUGGUGAAAAAGUGGGCGAGGGAGGGAGGGAAAGUAGUGCGGGAGUUUCUGUUGCUGUGUUGCGGAAAGAGAGGGACAGAUGGUGGAAAAGAAGAGAAGGUGCCCCUUCUUCAGGAAGACACAGAGAGUGAUUUAGCUGAGGAUGAGAGCGGAGGGGAAGAAGCCGAUGGUGUUGAGCACAAGAAGAUGAGUUCAGAUGCCAAAAAAUGGUUAAAAAGGCAAGAAUGUCACGAGUACAUAGACAAGUUUCAACAACACGGCUACUGCAGUUUGUCCUACAUUGCUUCCAUGACAAGAAGGGAAUUCAAAGCCAUUGGUAUAGAUAAACUAGGCUUUGUACUGAGACUAGAGAAAGCAGCCAAGAAGCUUCCAGCCAUGGUUAUUGAGACAGAUGUGCCACCAACAGUGACAGACUGGCUAACGACCCUGGAGAUGGAGGAGUACACUGAGGUGUUCCACAGAGCUGGCUAUAAGACAGAGGAGGACAUUGAGAAUCUGAAAGAGAUUGAUGAUAAGGAGCUCAAGAGAAUGGGGAUUGUAAAAAUGGGUAUGAAACAUUGGCUUCAUUCUGUGGCUAUGAUCUUACUGUCGAUCUCCCUUGUGAUCAGCUCAUGUUCAGAGACUCAGAAAAGCUCUGGAGAGCCUGUUUCAUCCCACAUCAGGUAGGAUAAGAGCUAGGUACACUUGGCUUCCCUCACUAACGGGUCCCCUGGCCCCUCAUUCCUACUCCACUGUCCUUUUUGCUGCGUUUUUCACUUGUUACUUUGUUUAAAGUUUCCAUCAUAAAUGCGUUUAGAGCCUUCCCAGGUUUUUUUAAAAAUCACAUGUCAUUAUAAUCUUGCAUAAGAAGUUUUCGUUUGGUAUGGAGUGUGUGUGUCUGUAUGUUUUUAUUCUGCAGUUGAGAUUCAGAUCCACAAGGCCAAGAGAGACCUAAGCAGCAUAGAUCCAGCCCCAAUUGACGGCAAGGACAGGGAAGCACAGUUCUGGCAGAAUAUCCUCAGCAAUGAACUCAAACCAAUCAAAGUCCGCCUGCAGCAAGCGAGCAAGGAAAUAGGCCAGAAACUGAAGACCCUUCGAAACUCAACUCUGGCCCUCAUGUUCCUCAUCAACAUCAUGUGGAUUAUUCUCCUGUACACGGUCGAAGUGCCACAAUUAGUGAAGUAUGAUCUGCCAGAGAGAACUUUCCACCUCUUGUUUCUCGCAGUCUAUGGGUUCAUUGUCCUGGUCUCCUUUGCGGCAAUGCUGAUCCAUCGGUUCCUGAUGUUGAUACAGUUCCUCGGACGACCAGAGGUGUUUGAUGAAGCAGUCCACACGCUGCAGAACAAGCACAGUUUGAGUGGAUGAAAACGUAUACACAUAGACAUUCACAAUUCUUGGUAGGUGUGGAAGAAGAUUAUGUAAUUACAUGUAUCGUCUAAUUCAAUUAUGUUGU